AUGGGUAGUAUCGGAGGAGGAUUGUUGAUUGAAUUGCUGAGUGGUAUGAAUAGAAGUUAUUCUGCACCCAAUAGAAGAAUUAAAAUUGAAACACCUUCAUCAUCAACUUCAUUACCUUCCUCCGAGAAUGAUGCAACAGGUAAAUUAACAUCAUCACACUCGGAAAAUACAUCUAGAAAACAAUCUAAUAAGAACAAAUCAUCAACAACACAAGAAAUGAAAGAAAUUCAAGAAUUAUCAUAUAAUAACUUUGUAAAACUAAAGAGUAUGAGAAUGAAUCGAAAAGUUGAUAAGGAUUUAGAGGAAAUUAAAGAAGAGCAACAGAAACACAAACAAAGAUGGACUGAAAUACAGUUCAUGUUAACUUCUGUCCAUGAAAUUGAUCAAUAUCUCAUCAAGAACAAAUUCCAAAUCUCAAAGGAAGAAGCCAUUCAUGAAUUCUUCAAAAUGAUGAAGUUUGUUCUUACCUAUGCAGAAGCAACUCAAUUUAUGGCAUCUAAAAAGAUGGUUGGAAUGGUUUAUUCCAUCUCUAAGAAUGUUUUGAAAAUCAUUGGAAAUAAUCCACAAAGUUUGAGAGAUGUCUAUAAUUUAAUUUGCAUGAUACAGUUCAAAAACUUUUCAUCUCUUCAAAUUCCUUGUUAUCAAUUGGCUUAUGGAUUUAAAGUAUUGAAUGAUAUUGAAUUUGCUCAGUCAUUAUUUGAAAAUCAUAUUGCUGAGAUUUUAGAAGUAUUGAUCAAAAAAGAUCAGUCCUUCUAUUGUGACUAUUUAAUGUCAGCACAUCUCCUUUUACCAACAUUUUCAAUUACACACGAACAUUUGGUUGAUAAAAUCUUUGAAAUUUCAGCAAAGGUUAUUCCAAAGGGAGCUCUAGGUUCCAGUGCAGAAGAAGUUCACGAAAAGUUUAAGAAUCAAACUAAAAUCCUUCCAUCCCAAAACAGCUAUGGGUUGUUUAGCUGUGUUAGAUCAUUAUCCGAGCAAAUAUUCCAAUAUAUGGAAAGUUUAGAGAAAAAGACAAUUAGUAAGGGAAAAUUCGAUUCAGAAUUAUUCAUUAAGAGUUUCAGAAAAAUUCAUGAAAAGGGAGUUUAUAUGGAUAUUCACAAGUAUAAUUUUGCUUUGGAAAUUCUGGUAAGAAAUAACAGUAAUAAUACGAUGGAAUUCUUUGAAGAAAUAAGGAAUCUCGAACAUAUCAAACCAGAUACUGGUACCUACUGUACACUUAUCAAACAUUACGGAAAGAAACUGACAGAAGAUGAUGAACAACAAUUACUAACAAUUUAUGAAGAAAUUAAGAAGAAGAACUUGAUUAAUCAACAUUUAUUAACAACAUUUUUGAGUAUUACAAAACGACACAGUCAAAGAUUUGACAGAUUGAGAGAACAAGUUAGUUCUGAUUUAUAUGGAAUGAAGAAUUUAGAUAGCCAUUCAAUUACAGAACUCAUUCACCAGUCUGUUUUACAAGGAGGAAUAACGGCAGGUUACUCAUUCUUCUGUAGUGCUAGAGAGACAUCCAAAUUAAAUGGUAAUGCACUAUCCUCCUCUGCCUACAAUAUUAUCCUUCAAGCUGUAACGAAUGAUCUGAAGCAAAUUACAUUGGCUUUCAAUAUUUUGAACUAUAUGCUAGAAGAUAAGGUUCAUCCAAGCGACUUUAUUCUUGUCAGUUUACUGAGUAUUGAAACCAAGUUGAGAGAUCUUCUGUACAAACCUGGAGAAGUUGAUACUGAAAUUGUGGAAAGAUUGGAAAGAUACAAACAUACAUUGGAUCUUUUACUAAAGGAUAUCAUUGAUGAUGCAUGUCAAGGAAAACCAGUCAAUUUUGUUGUUAUUUCAGCAGCCAUGAAAAGAUUUAAAGCAACUAAGGAGUAUGGAACUGUCAUUAAAAUAUGGCGUGCAGUGAGGGCUAGACUUCCUCACAAAUCAAAAUUAGAUGGUUCCAUUUAUUUGAUUGCCUUAUCAUCUUGUGAAUUAUCCAAUGAUUACAAAUCAUUUAAUGACAGUUUAGAAUUUAUCAUGAAAGAAAACAUUCCAAGAAUUUCGUGGCAAUUAUACUAUUACCUUAUUUCAACACUUAUUGCACAAAAGAAGGUCAAAUUAGGAGAUGGUGCACUUUAUGAAAGAUUAUUCAAAUUCAUCUUUGAAAAGUAUACUCCUCUCGUUUGUGAUGUAAAGAAUGUUCAACGUAUCAUGCCAGAUAUUAUCGAAGAGAGAUGGGCAAUACCUCCUCCAACUCUCACCUCAUUAGAAAUUAAAGUGCUAGACCUUGCUAAGAAAUUCCAACUCGUAAAAUAA
Naegleria gruberi is the source of this 2286-nucleotide messenger RNA. RefSeq lists its product as uncharacterized. Bases 1 to 2286 code for a protein of 761 amino acids. NCBI's taxonomy places the organism in Eukaryota, Heterolobosea, Eutetramitea, Acrasida, Naegleriidae. The transcript has a single exon. The record is from RefSeq and is a predicted model, not a curated record. Gene Ontology annotation, molecular function: protein binding.